AUGAAACAAUUAACUAGUCUUGAUAUUUAUGGACAUUUAUUUGAUUAUUUUAAGGUUCGGUCGAGUGAUGAGAAGGAGGAUGAUUCCUCAACAGCAAUUAAACUUCCGAACCACAACAACAAUAACAUAUUGAACCAAUCGGAAGAUGUGCAUAGAAUACAUGAUUCCGAUGAAGAUGAAGAUGAUGGGUAUGGAGUUUAUGAUGAUGAGGAAAUUGAUGAGGUGAAGGAAAUUUGUAAAAUUGAUGAGAAAAUCCUUAAAGAUCCAAUUCAAUUUAUGGAAAUUUUGCAAGUGGUAAGGGAUUCAGUGUUGGAUUAUUUUGCAUUGCAUGAAUUGGUGGAAUUGCAGUUGAGUUGUAAAUAUUUUAAUGAGAUGGUGGAUUUGUUUAUUGUAACGAGAAGUGCAGUGUGGUGGUCUGCUUGUUGGAGGAGAACUUUCAAUUACAUGUAUGGAGGCGAGGCAGUUAAUAAUCGAAUAAGAUUUGGGUCUAUUCAUUCCCAUACUGAGAAUACUUCAACAUUCAAUCAUUUUUAUGCCUCGUCAUUAUCAAUUGAGGAGGAAAUGAAACUAUUUCCAUUCGUGCUGGAAGGUAGUGAGGAGGAGGUUGCACUGGUGAAGGAGGAAGAAGAAAAAGCUGCAGCUCAACUCAAACUCAGGAGGUAUAAUCCAAGAGAGUUGCAAGGUAAAUUUAUUGGAAAGGAGACACAGCAUGAAAGUUUCAAAAUUACAAAGAGUAAGGUCACAAAAUUAAUGAGAAAGUCUGGACUGCUAACUCAAUUCAUUUCCAUGAGUUAUUCAUCAACAGGAAAGAGUGGAUCAGCAAAUGGUAAUUUUGAUAAGCAAUUUCUCACAAAGAAAGUGAAAAGGAAUUACUUUGAGGAACAACAAAGAUCGAAAGGUCAAUCUAAACUUGUUAAGCUUGCCAAUAGUUCACUAAGGUUUAUUUUUUGGUCAAUAUUUAACAAAUGGUGGUUGAAAAGCAAAUCCAAGGAAGAAAAACUCAUAGCACAUACUUCAACCAUUAAUAGAAAAAGAUUGGCUUCCUAUGAUCGUUAUGGACCUGUAAAUAGAACUGAAACUGUUGAAUUACUUUCAUUAGUUCAUCAAGUAGAAGGAAAACCAGAUACUAUCAUUGGUACCUAUGUAAAACAUCACUCCUAUUAUGCAUAAAUAUAUCUCAAAUAAUUGUAAAUAGAAUUAAAAACAAUUUUAAUUCUUCUUCUUUCUGGUAUUGGAAAGUGGAUAGAGAGGUUCAGGAUAUUUUGCCAGAUAAUUCUUGACAUAUUCAUCCAAUUCUCCAGCUUUUUUCAUUUCCAAUAAUUCAACAAGAGUAUCACCAUGACAAUGACAUGAUGCGUCCACUUUACACCAACAUCCCAAAACUUUUCCAUCAAGCUCAUCCAAAUCUUUCAAUAAAUCAUCUCUUCUCAAGAUGUAAUCUCUAUAUUUCUGACAAGCCACUUCUGCACUUCCACCACAAGUAGAUACAGGAUAUGGAUUUCCCCACUUGGAUUGUGGCAAACUCCAACCACCCUUAUUCAAAGCUCUUCCAAUAUAAACUUCACAAUCCUGAACAACUUUACCAUCCUUUCUUUGUAACUUGACUACACUAGUUGUUCUUUUCAAAGAUAAAGGUGUUAGUGAGGAUGAUACUUUUGGAGUGCUUGUUGAAAUUUCUCCCAAAGUUGUUGUUGUUAUUGUUUGUAAUGCUGGUUUCUGAGCAAAGAACUUGGAUUUCUUCACUUGUUGUUGUUGAGUAGUCUUACCAGAUGAUGAUGAUGAUUCCGAUUCGGAGGUAGCAGUAGAUUUAAAUGGUCGCUUUUGAUUUGCUGAUUUUACAUUAUUUUGCUUCUGUUGUUGCUGAGAAGUUGUACUUGAUGAAGAGGAAGUAGAUGAUGAUGAUGAACUUUGAUUGGCAGAAGUAGUACCAGCAGCAGGAACCGAAAAGAAAUUAAAGGAUCGUUGUUGA
Naegleria gruberi is the source of this 1969-nucleotide messenger RNA. RefSeq lists its product as uncharacterized. The transcript has a single exon. Bases 1 to 1170 code for a protein of 389 amino acids. Lineage: Eukaryota; Heterolobosea; Eutetramitea; Acrasida; Naegleriidae. The record is from RefSeq and is a predicted model, not a curated record.